AGCGACUUUAGUUGUAAGUCCGGAGUUGAACCAAACGGUCGUCAUUGCGCGUAUUCGCGGCUGCUCUGUCUCACGCGAGAAGAGAGCUUCCUUCUUGAAGAGUGUGCCUAUGUGUUGUUAAGUGCUCUGCCUGCUGCUGCAUUAGAUCACAAGGCAUUCCUGUAUCUAUUCCGCCGUGCAGUUGUGUGAGAGUGAAUGGAUCACUUGAUUCCACCGCCAAGGCAGAUGUGAAGAAUCGUUGUUGCUAGAUACACGGGGAAAGAGCCAAGCGAGACAAAACAAACCAUCGAAGGUGCAGCGUGAGUCAUCCGGUGGUUGCUCGAACGAAGUGGUGUAUGAUUGUGUAUUUGGGUUCAUAAUUCUUGUACUGGUUGGUUGGGCAUCUGGUGAGGAAGUUUCCCGAAUCAACAUAUCGUGAUCAGGGCGCAGAGGAGUGCUAAAUAGCAGUACUUCCCAGUUGGGCGUCUUCAAGUUUUUACCUCCGCGCGUUUUCGUGUCUGGACUCCACGCCUAGUGUGGGCAUCUUGAGUGCCGUAAACUUCCCCAUCGCACCGCAGAGAAAAGGGCAGAUGCGUUCAACCGGACCGUGGUCAGCAUCGUAAGACAUGGACAUUUCCCAAACUUCGUCUUCGACGGGGACGACGUCCCCUUCGCGCCGCAGUAGUAUACCAGUCCCUAAGCGCAAGAGCUCCCUGCAUCUCUACAUAUCGAACAGCAUCGUGGGGCCUUCGAAUUCCUCCUCGCCCUCGUCCGCUUCGUCCACCCAUGGAGAGGACCAUGUGAAUGAAUUCGGCGGCAGCAGAGCUGACUCACCGUCUCCGCAUUCGGCGUCAUCGUCCCGAUCCGCCACGGCCAUGAGCAUGCACAACUCGCUCUAUGUGCCCCGGAGCUCAGCCGCCACCGCCACCGCCGCCGCAACCGAGAUCAAUACCAACGAGUAUCUACAGCUGCGCGAGAAUCACAAUAGACUGAUCAACAAGUGUGAAGAAAUAACGAAGCGGAAUCAAAAUCUCGAAAACACAACCCAAAUGCUGAAGAAGAGCAUAGUGGCCCUCCAGACGGAAAUUGCUACUCUCCGAAAAGAGCGAACCGAUAAAAAUCGAAAACUGAAGAAAAAACUAUCGGAAAUUGUCCCAUCCGGUGAGGGCAUCAGCAGCGAUGAUGAGGCAUCAGAAAAAUCAUCAAAAUCAGAUAACAACUCCAGCACCGUGGAUCAGCCGCAGCACUCACAGGGUCCCAAACCCAGGGAAGGAGAAAUGGAUGUAGCACUGAACGAGCUGGAAAAGCUCAAAUCCUAUGUGAACAAUGUCGAACUGCAGCUGUACGAGGCGAACGAGAAGAUUUCCGAGCUACAGGAAAGCAAGCAACAAUCCGAGGAGACAAUCAUCAAGAUGCGCGCCGAGAAAGAUGAGUUCAGUAAAAUCGCACGACUCAUGUCGGCCAACAUGCAGGAAUCGAUUGAUGCAAGUCAACGGUUGGAAAAUUCCUAUAUUCAAGUUCGAAGAGAACGAGAUAACCUGGUGCGCUUGAAUCGGGAUUCAGUCGACUCCAAAACCGGCCCACAUGAGGAAAUCCAAAAAAUGCGGUCCGAAAUGGAGCUCAAACGGAAAACGUUCGAAGCACAAUUCAUCGAAUACAAAUCACAAAUGGAGCAGGAGCUUGCACGCAAUACCAAUGAGCAAAUCGUAACGCUACAGCUGGAAGUUGACCAACUGAAACAGGAUCUCAAUGAAGCGCUGAACCGUGCCGAACGGGCCGAGGAGGAAGUUCGUGAACUGCGACAGCAGCUUCGCAUAAGUCAGCUCCCGGAGAGUCAAUUCUAUUCCCAACUAGAUCUGGACAAAUUGAGCCUCCGAGGCGAUGGCGACAAUGAAUCCCUGCUGUCCUAUGUCAGUGGGUCAGUGGUCAGUGCAGCGGCGCCACCUCCUCCUCCUCCGCCUCCACCGGCUCCACCCGUUCCUCCACCCCCUCCGCCACCCCCAUCGAUGACGGCUGCGACGGGGUCCGGUGCACUAGGACUGAGCGAAGCAAUCUCGACGCAAAAAUUAAAUCACGUCGGCAUGAACCAUGUAAAUAGCAGACAGCAACAAGCAACAGGUCUAGAUUCCGUCAUAGCCGACAUCAAGAGUGGUCGCGUAACGUUGCGUCGUCGAAAGCCGAAUGUACUAAAAGAGCUGGAGAGCAAUCAGGAUACCGGUGAGUCCAGUUCUGGUUCUAGUGCCAUCAUUCCCAGCGGUAGCAGCAGUCGUCGAGGCGAGCAAACCUACAGCCAAAAGGCAGCACAGAACCCAGCGCUACGGGAAAUGUACGAAAUUCUCGAACGAAUGAAGCGACGAAACCGACAAUCCAAGGUGCUGGCCGAAUUGAAUUUAGUGCCAUUUGAUGACUCUGUCUAGUGUGAAGGGUGUGAUAGCAGAAAGAGAAAUUACUAGCAGAAGCAAGUGGCAAACUAAAACCGUGAUUACCGGUAUUCCUGAUCUUUCAAAUAAGUUAACGAAAUACUUAUACGACUACGUGAUUCAACUAAACACUGCAUUUUUUAUAAAUUAAUUUAUUGAUAAGUUGAUUUUACUGAAAUACUUACUUAGUUAAUUUUGUUAAUAGUUUAUAACAAAUUUAUAGAAUAAUAAAAAGGUUCUCUUUUCAA
Molecule: messenger RNA, 2647 nt
Organism: Aedes albopictus (Asian tiger mosquito)
Lineage: Eukaryota; Metazoa; Arthropoda; Insecta; Diptera; Culicidae
Product: shootin-1
Exons: 7
Coding region: 606-2396 (596 amino acids)
Biological process (GO): neuron projection morphogenesis; positive regulation of neuron migration
Cellular component (GO): cell leading edge; axonal growth cone; cytoplasm
Source: RefSeq, a predicted model, not a curated record